Molecule: messenger RNA, 4818 nt
Organism: Suillus subaureus
Lineage: Eukaryota; Fungi; Basidiomycota; Agaricomycetes; Boletales; Suillaceae
Exons: 19
Coding region: 1-4818 (1605 amino acids)
Biological process (GO): transmembrane transport; lipid transport
Cellular component (GO): intracellular membrane-bounded organelle; membrane
Molecular function (GO): ABC-type transporter activity; ATP binding; lipid carrier activity
Source: RefSeq, a predicted model, not a curated record
AUGGCAUUCACGGGGAGUCUGUUCCUCCGGCAAUUUACAAUACUGUGCUGGAAGAACUGGAUCGUUCUCUCUAAACAUCCGUUCUUGAACAUCCUGCGCUGCUUGUUGUUGCCGAUUGGAUAUGGAAUUUUUCUUUCCGUCGCACAGACAUUCCUUUUAAAGUCAAACAAUUAUGGGUUUGGCUCUCCGAUCUCGGUUUACGAUCUCCAGAGCCAGUUUGACGGCUCUCUAACCUUAAUCUGGGCUGAUGGAACCGAUGGUGCUGGAACAUUCUCUGCGGAACAAGUCAUGGCGCGCAUCACCAGUAACUUCACGUCAAAUCAACUCCAAGCGGUUAAGCAGGUUGCGACACCCGCAGACAUUCCAACACAAUGUCCGCAAAACUUCGACUUGUCCUCUCAGUGCUUUGCUGGUAUUGCGUUCAAUUACCUUCCAAUGAACGCCACAGAUACGACACCAAUCAACUACACCAUAAGUGCUGAUGCUGGACUCGUCUACAUCAAUGUAAUCAGUCAUACUAGUGAUUUCGAGACACGUAUUCUGCCGUUGCAAUGGGCAAUAGACCAGGCAAUCAUAGAGCUUAGAUCUGGGCAGGGAGUACCCACUCCUAUGGAAUGGCCAUAUAGUCUGGAAACCAACCAACAACAGGCCACGGAUAUGAGACUUAGUUUCAUUAGAGGCAUCCGGAAUCUUCUUGUCAUUGCACUGUUUAUUUGUUAUAUCGGGAUUGCGUAUCAUCUUCCGGGGGCAUUCACCAGCGAGAGAGCUAAUCUUCUGACCAGCCACAUGAAAGCUAUGGGUCUACUGGAUACUGCCAGAAUAGCAUCGUGGCACGUUAGUAUCUCUCUAGCAUAUCUUCCCGCAUGGGUUGUCGUUUCUAUCAUAUGGCACUACCGAAUUUUCAGUGCUACCAAUGUCGGCCUGGUGCUUGCUGUGCAUCUUUUAUUUGGAUUCUCGCUUGCCAGUUGGUCCUUCUUCAUCGCAGCUCCUUUUGGCAAGAGUCCUCAACUUGCGGCUGUGGCAACUACAUUCCUCAGCAUCAUAUUUGCUAUCCUCGCGCUAGUCUUGAGCAGAGCUAGCACGAUUGUGGCGACUAUUCUUACCAUAAUCUUCCCGCCUGGAUACUACGUCUUUGCGAUCCGUGCCAUAUGUGGCUGGGAAAACCACCAGAUUCCAACCAACAUCCUGAAGCCAGAUCCGGAUAGCAAUCUAAUUUUGCUGCCCCUGAUCAUUGCCGCCAUUAUUGACGUGUUCCUAUGGCCAUACUUAGGUGUCCUGCUCGAGAGAAGGCUCUAUGACGCCAGAGAGCCGUCCUCGGGCUUUUGGUCAUGCUGCCGCAGGCAGAAAAAGGCUAACAUACCUCCGCAUCCUGAUGGAGUUGCGAUUUCUGUUAGGAAUUUGGGAAAGACGUUUUCCCCUUCCAUGUUACACCGUGAAAAGCGACCGGCCAUUGCCAUCGCGGACUUAUCUUUCAAUGUUCCGAAGUCUGGUAUCUUCGUUCUUUUGGGAUCAAAUGGCGCCGGUAAGUCAACAGCAUUAUCAAUCAUUGCAAAUCUCCUCGGGCGCAGCACCGGAACUGUUACCUUUGAGGGCGGUGUCUCUCGUCCUCCCCGCGGAACGCUUGGCAUCGUGCCUCAGAAAAAUGUUAUAUUUCCUGAACUCUCUUGCUAUCAAACUCUCCGCGUAUGGCGCGCAGUGAAGCAUUCUGCUCAAUCGAUAGACAAAAACGAAGAUUACGAGCAGCUACUGCGCGACUGCGAUCUCGGCAAAAAGAUCCAUGCCAACGCCAGUACUCUCUCGGGUGGCCAGAAGCGCAAGCUACAGCUCGCUAUUGGACUUGUCGGAGGCUCCAAGAUUGUUCUUGUGGAUGAGUGUACAUCCGGCGUCGAUCCAUUAUCCCGCCGGGCGUUGUGGAGGACUUUGACGUCUGUUCGCCUCGACCGGACCAUCGUGUUCACCACUCAUUUCUUGGACGAAGCUGAUCUGUUGGCCGAUAAUAUAGCCAUUUUGGCCGCGCCAGGCAAGUUGGUAGCUGAGGGCACUCCUGUUGCUCUCAAGUCAAACCUCGGGCAGGGAUACAGCGUCCAAGUCAUGUUCGACUCCCCUGAUUUGACUGAGAAGGACCUUCCAACAGAAACUUUGGAUCGUAUUCGCCAAAUUUGCCCCCAGUGCUCCAUGUCACUCUCCUCGCCGAGCCAGGCGUCAUACCACCUCAAGUCGAAGGAUCCUGUGGUUGUGGAGAAGGUCCUCCAGCUCUUAGAUCAGGAACGCGAUGCUCUCCACGUCGCAUCCUGUGAUGUGUUGGGGACGUCCAUUGAAGAUAUCUUCCUGGAUCUCAUGGCCCGUCAAACUCACGGUGUCUCCCUGGAUAGCACCGAGAAGUCCAUUUCAAGUUCAGGUGGCAUUUCUGAGCCCAUCCUGGCUAAGUUGACCGACGGCCCAUCUGCUCCACCUGGAGCCCUUCAACUUACCGAUGGGCGACCUCGUUCUCCUCUUAGUCAAGCUAUGACGAUAUUCUAUAAGCGCGCAUUAAUCGCUCGCAGGAGUUGGCUGACGCCCUUGUUGGUCGUGCUCAUCGCGGUUUGCGGUUCAUGCAUCCCGCUAGUCUUCCUGUCUGGUCAGGAAACAACAUGCACCACAAAGUUCCAGAACGAGUCCGUCAUUUCGUUGUACUUCCCCGAGUCGCCUAUCUACUAUUCAGCGUCUGGACCUGGUACCCACAUCUUGGAGUCACCCCCGAAUAUCAUUGCACUUCUCGGAACAACUGCCUCAUUCCUGAAAACGGAAAACAUCCCCAACAAUGCUACAUUCGUCUCAACAAUUAACCGAGACUACCUUAACUUGACGUUUGGUGGGAUAUCGAUAGAUAUGCAGACGGGUGAUUCGUUAUUCGCGUGGGAGGCAACCCCGCCCGGUUUAACUGGUCCGACCAUGAUGAAUCUGGUGACAAAUAUACUGUACAAUCGGGCGUUGAACAUAUCUGGGAACGUUGCAAGCACGCCAAGCCUCAUUUACGCGAGCUAUGCUGCUUUCCCUCAUCUUGCUGCAGGGACUCUAACUGACCUCAAGUGGGUGGCGUUCUUCGGAGCGGCUAUGGCUGUCUUCCCUGCGUUUUUCUCCCUCUAUGUCUCAAGAGAGCGAAGAUCAGCCGUGCAAGCAAUGCAGUUAUCGAACGGUCUUUCAAAUCCCAUUGGGCUUUGGAUUGGCCACCUCCUGUGGGACUCGAUAUUCUCGGUGACACUAGCUACAAUCAUUAUCAUUAUAUUCGCUGUCGCUACGAAUCAGUUCAGCGGCCUUGGUUUCUUCUGGCUCGUCCUAGUUUUGUAUGGCAUCGUUGGCGCAUUAUUCGCGUACUGCGUGUCGUUGUUCAUGUCGUCACCACUGACCUCUUUUGCAGUGGUGGCAGGAUACCAAAUCGUCAUGUAUAUUAUGUACUUGGGUGGAUAUCUCCUGACGCUGACGUAUGCGGUACCGUCUCAAUCUGGUACCAUCAUCACGAUCAUCCACUUCACGUUCUCGGUGUUAUCACCAGUGGCUAGUAUUAUGCGUGCGGCCUUUGUCUCAGUAAAUCUCUUCUCGCUGCUUUGCAACGGCACAACUCCCGUGACUACGGGAUCACUUGGUGACAUUCUGCGUUAUGGAGGUCCCAUCGUCUACCUCAUCGUAUAUGGUCUUAUCCUGUUCGCUAUUCUCGUAUGGGUCGAUUCUGGGUCAAUCAUCCCUCGUCGAUUCCUCAAUACAAAGGGACGACGAGUGCAAAUGGAUAAGCUGCAGGCCAACUUUGAGGCCAACAGACAAGACGUUGCCGCUGAAGCGCGUGCGGUGGCACACUCCAGUGACGCGCUGCGUCUUCUCCAUCUUACCAAGACAUUUGGGGGCAAUAAAGUCGUUGAUGACGUGUCUUACGGGGUGUCUCGGGAUACCAUUUUUGCUAUGCUUGGGCCUAACGGGGCUGGCAAAACUACAACAUUCAACAUGAUUCGUGGCGAUAUUGUUCCGGAUAUGGGAGAUGUGUUGAUCAAGGGGGUAUCAGUGUUGACAUCUCCGAGGACUGCACGUCUAUCUUUAGGAGUCUGCCCGCAGUUUACUGCAAUCGACUCUCAGUUGACCGUUCGGGAACACCUCAUGAUCUAUGGACGUCUCAAAGGCCUGAACAGGGGCUAUGAGCUAAAAACAAAUGUCGAGGCACUCAUGGUUGCUACAUCAUUACAUAUGUAUGCUGACCGACUAGCGAGUCAACUGUCCGGCGGGAAUCAGCGCAAGCUCUCUCUUGCUAUCGCCCUUAUUGGUAACCCCUCUGUUAUUCUCAUUGAUGAGUUCUCUACGGGAGUGGAUGCGAAGAUGAAGAGAGACAUGUGGGGCACUCUCCGAAACGUCGCUGUCGGAAAAGCAAUUGUUAUCACGACACAUUCCAUGGAAGAAGCUUCAGCUCUGGCAAACAAGGUUGGCAUAAUAUCUAAACAAUUACUGGCUGUUGGUACUAUCGACAGCCUGGUCUCGCGUUAUGCCACGUACCAAGUGCAUUUCUCUUGUCCAACACGAGAGGACGCGAUUAGAGCUCAGGUUCUCAUGAGUCAGAUUCCAGGCUCCCGUCUAGCCGACGAUGUUGCCACGCGCUUCGAAGUUCCUAUACAAGAAGGCCCUGGCAGCGGACUCACCCUUGCGCAAUUAUUCCAUAUUCUCUCAUCCCAAGGCGAUUUCCAGGAGUACAGUGUAGAAAAAGCAACACUAGAGAGCGUGUUCCUGAAGGUUAUUAGAGGAAAUAAUGUUUUAGAGGACGAUUCCCCUAGAAGACGACGCAGGUUUCGAUUAUGUUAG